CAGGCAGCGUCCAAGACGGCUUUGGAAGUCUAUGUCGAGAUGUCUGACUGGGCCCUGAAAAGCUCUGGUGCCACCAUCGACAUGCAGAGAACUUCUGAGACCUACAACUGCAAAGAGAAUUGGGGCUGCAGGGUUUUAUGGUUCUUUCGCCCUGCCAACCCUCCUGAUACUAUCUUGCAGCCGGAUCUUUCCCCAGGAGACUGCUGGCCUUUACAAGGGCCUCAGGGCCAGGUGGUCAUCAGGUUGCCAGCACGAGUCCACCUGACCGCCGUCACGAUGCAGCACAUCUACAAAGAGGUCUCUCCAUCUGGGACCGUCACCAGCGCGCCCAGAGACGUCGCUGUCUUUGGAGUGGAUGCGGACGGAGAAGAGGAAACUCUCCUUGGGACGUUCACGUACAACGUGGAAAAAGAGGCCACUCAGACCUUCCCUCUGAAGGACGCGCCGCUUCCCAGAGCCUUUUCAUAUAUCAAACUUCUCGUGAAGAGCAACUGGGGAAACCCAGCGUACACCUGCAUUUAUCGAGUGCAGGUUCACGGGAAGAUGGCAAACUAGAAAGCCUCAGCCGCAACCCAAGAAGAA
This is a messenger RNA of Harpia harpyja (harpy eagle), 582 nucleotides long. RefSeq names its product SUN domain-containing protein 5-like. Gene Ontology annotation, molecular function: protein-membrane adaptor activity. Gene Ontology annotation, cellular component: nuclear envelope; meiotic nuclear membrane microtubule tethering complex. The record is from RefSeq and is a predicted model, not a curated record. NCBI's taxonomy places the organism in Eukaryota, Metazoa, Chordata, Aves, Accipitriformes, Accipitridae. Gene Ontology annotation, biological process: nuclear envelope organization. Bases 40 to 555 code for a protein of 171 amino acids. The transcript has 5 exons.